GGCUGAUGCACUCGUAGGUCAUUAGACAUGUUUGCAAAGUUGAAGGGUCUCUUUAGCAGCCCGCAGGUGCCAGAGGGCUCUGGGACUACUAGCAAAGCCCCUGACCCAGCUCCACCUCCACCUCCACCUCCAGCCAAGGAGGAGAAGCCAGCUGAGAAGGAGAAUGAAGACAAGAAAGUGGACAAACCACAGGAAUCAGCUCCAUCACCGGCACCACCCCCAGCCCCUGAACCAGCACCAUCAGCGGCCCCGGCACCAGCUUCGGCACCAGCUCCUGCCCCAGCUCCAGCCGCGGCUCCAGCUCCUCCACCAAACCCCGAUCAAGCUGGAGCUGAGGGAGAGGAGGGAGUCCCCCCUCCACCUCCCCCCAUAGUCAUCAACAAGUACUCAGAUGAGCACCUCAGAGCCAUAAUCAUGAAGAUGAGAGAAAGAAAGCAGCUCUUCAAGGAGAAAGUGACUGAUCAGUAUGCUUCAUCCCCUGAGAUAACCCCUCCUGUCACGCCACUGCUACGCAAAGACGACUACAACAGAGUCAUAGAGGAAAGGAGACAACAGGCAGAGGAGGCACGGAUAAAGAAGGAGGAGGCAGACAAGAAGAAAAAAGAGGAGCAGGAGAAGAAGAAAAAGGAGGAUGAGCAAAAGAAAGCAGAACAAAAGGCAGCAGAGGCCAAACAGCAGGAGAAGAAGAGUAUAAGAACCAGGAUAUCCGAGGCAAUGUGGUCAGUGGUGGACACUGUGUUGAAGCCACUCGAGGACCUGAUGGACUCUGUGUUUGGGCAAACCAUAGACCCUUUCACGGACCGUCGCUACAUUGCAUGGCUAAGCUUGGUGACUGUGGCCUUUAACUACAACACGUGGUUCAUCACGGCCCGCCUGUGCUUCCCCUACCACACUGAGAUCUCCAUCCCUUACUGGUUCACCCUGGAUGUGUUGGCUGACAUCAUCUACCUGGUGGACUCUGUCAUCUCCCAACCCCGCAAACAGUUCGUCAAAGGAGGAGACAUCAUUAAAGACAGAGUGAUGACAAAGAAGCACUACAGAGAUUCAGAGAGAUUCCUGGCAGACGUGGUGUCAGUCUUUCCAUUUGACUUGUUGUACAUCCAAUUUGGAUUCAAAUCUGCCUUCAGACUCAAUCGUCUACUGAAGAUGGACACAUUUUUUGAGUUCAGUGAUCGUCUAGAGAGCAUCAUGGCCAAGGCUUACAUCUGGAGAGUGAUUCGCACAAUUGGUUAUCUGCUCUUCAUGCUCCACCUUAAUGCCUGCUUCUACUAUGUGGCCUCAGAAUAUCAGGGCAUUGGUAAAACUAAAUGGGUCUACUCCGGCGUAGGCAGCGCGUACCUGCGUUGUUACUACUUUGCUGUCCGCAGUCUGAUCAACAUCGGGGGUCUUAAUGAACCCGAAACCGUCUUUGAGAUUACCUUUCAGAUGACUAAUUUUUUCUUGGGCGUCUUUGUGUUCUCCAGUUUGAUUGGACAGAUGAGAGAUGUCAUUGGUGCAGCGACAGCAGGACAGACUUACUUCCGUUCUUCCAUGGACAACACUGUGGAGUACAUGGUGACCAAUCACAUCCCGUCUUUGAUACAGAACCGAGUCCGCACCUGGUACACCUACACCUGGGACGCUCAGGGCAUGCUGGAUGAGUCCGAGCUGCUGGACAAGAUGCCUCUAGUGAUGAGAACAGCCAUUGCUGUGGACAUCAACCUGGCGACCUUCCAGAAGAUUGAUCUUUUCAAGGGCUGUGACCAGCAGAUGUUAGUGGACAUGUUGCUGAGGCUCAAGUCGAUCAUUUAUCUGCCCGGAGACUUUGUUGUGAAGAAGGGUGACAUCGGUAAAGAGAUGUACAUCAUCAAAGGUGGAGCGGUGCAGGUGGUGGGAGGACCCGACAACAGCAUUGUGUUUGUGACACUAAAAGCUGGUUGUGUUUUUGGGGAAAUCAGUCUCUUGCAGUCCUCCAAAGAUGGAGGGAACAGGCGCACAGCUAAUGUCAAAGCAUACGGCUUCGCCAACCUCUUUGUCCUGGAGAAGAAAGACCUGUUUGAUAUUUUGGUUCAUUACCCGGAGUCGCAGAAAGUGUUGGCCAGAAAGGGCAGGAAACUAAUAAAGGCCAAAGGUCCAGCAGCAGCUAAAGUUGAAGAAGAGAAGGAAAAAGGACUGGCGCUGUUCGGACCCAAACCCCCCACACCCAAACUGCUGCGCGCUUUCGGCGGGACCAUUAACAAAACGUUUAUCAACAAAAUGAAGACUUCCAGUACCAACUAAUAAGGAGCAUGGAAAGUUUUUUUUUUUAAUAACCCCUUUUUUGGAGUGAAGAAAAUGUAUCUCUCAUGGAAAUGAACUCAUUUCUGUUGAAAGCACCUUUCAGAUGAUAAUUUUACUGCUCUGUGUGUCAUUCUGUCUAAUUUAAUAAUAACAACAAGCCAAGACCAUGUGUACCUCAACUACUGCCCCUAGUGGACACUGCUAUGUAUGUACUUCGUUCAUAUGGUUUUUAUACAGUAUAAUCGGUCAUUUUUCCCACUGUAGGCGUGGAAGCCUGCCUGAGAUUAUCAGUCAGUAAGAAGCAUGGUGACAAUAAUGUUGACAGUUUAUAUUAUUUGACUGAGUUUUAAUAAAUAAAUAUGUUUGAACUGCA
Molecule: messenger RNA, 2632 nt
Organism: Maylandia zebra (zebra mbuna)
Lineage: Eukaryota; Metazoa; Chordata; Actinopteri; Cichliformes; Cichlidae
Product: cyclic nucleotide-gated channel beta-3
Biological process (GO): monoatomic cation transmembrane transport
Cellular component (GO): photoreceptor outer segment; intracellular cyclic nucleotide activated cation channel complex; plasma membrane
Molecular function (GO): cGMP binding; protein-containing complex binding; intracellularly cAMP-activated cation channel activity
Source: RefSeq, a predicted model, not a curated record